CGUAGCCCGGAAGUUUUCCGUCCUGAACCUUGGUGGGGGCCCACGUGGGUUGGGCUUAGAAGUGCGCGGAUCUUGCUAUCCUACCUGCAGGAACAGGAGUUCGGGCGCCAUGGGGAAGCUGCGCCGGAGGUACAACAUCAAGGGGCGCCAGCAGGCGGCCCCCAGCACCUCGAAAGGCCCUCCCGAGCCGCCCCCCGUGCGGCUGGAACUGGAGGAUAAGGACACGUUGAAAGGAGUCGAUGCAAGCAAUGCUCUUGUCCUUCCCGGGAAGAAGAAGAAAAAGACCAAAGCCCCUCCCCUGUCCAAGAAGGAGAAGAAGCCUCUGACCAAGAAAGAACGGAAGAUGCUGCAGAGAAUCUUAGACCAGAAGGAGAAGAAGAGCCAGCGAGCUGAGAUGCUACAGAAAUUGAGUGAAGUCCAGGUUUCAGAAGCUGAAAUGAGACUCUUCUACACCACGUCCAAGCUGGGCACCGGGGAACGCAUGUACCACACCAAAGAGAAACCAGAUGAUAUGGCAGCCCAGGGUCCGGAGAAGAUCAGCAGCCUCAGUGGGGCCCACCGGAAGCGCCGCCGCCAGGAGGCAGAAGAAGAGUCUGAAUCCUCAGUGGACUCUGAGCCCGAGGAGGCCCCAACAGACAAUCGAUCAGAGGCCAGUGCAGGGUCGGCCCCAGUGCACCUGCCACCAGCUCCAUCUGGGGCCACAGGCCAGAGCCCAGUGCCCAGCGGCCCAGCCAAGACUCCUGCCCCUCCGGCAGCUACUCCCACAGCAAUCUCUGCUCUGGCCAGGCCCGCAUCGAAGCCUGCCGUCUUCAUCCCUGUGAACCGCUCCCCUGAAAUGCAGGAAGAGCGGCUGAAGCUCCCGAUUCUCUCUGAAGAACAAGUGAUCAUGGAGGCAGUGGCUGAGCACCCUAUCGUCAUCGUAUGUGGUGAGACCGGCAGCGGGAAGACCACCCAGGUGCCGCAGUUUCUCUACGAAGCAGGCUACAGCAGCGACAAUAGCAUCAUCGGCGUCACGGAGCCCCGCCGAGUGGCCGCCGUGGCCAUGUCCCAGCGAGUAGCCAAGGAGAUGAAUCUGUCGCCACGGGUAGUCUCCUACCAGAUCCGAUAUGAAGGAAAUGUGACCGAAGAGACCAGAAUCAAGUUCAUGACUGAUGGUGUCUUGCUCAAGGAAAUCCAGAAGGACUUCCUGCUGCUGAAGUACAAGGUGGUGAUCAUUGACGAGGCCCACGAGAGGAGCGUGUACACGGACAUCCUCAUCGGCCUCCUGUCCCGCAUCGUGUGUCUCCGAGAGAAGAGGCACCUGCCGCUGAAGCUGCUCAUCAUGUCGGCCACGCUGCGAGUGGAGGACUUCACCCAGAACCAGCGGCUCUUCACCCAGCCACCCCCGGUCAUUAAGGUCGAGUCCCGGCAGUUCCCGGUGACAGUGCACUUUAACAAGCGGACGCCACUGGAAGACUACAGUGGGGAGUGCUUCCGGAAGGUCUGCAAGAUCCAUCGCAUGCUGCCCGCAGGCGGCAUCCUGGUGUUCCUCACGGGGCAGGCAGAGGUGCACGCUCUGUGCCGCAGGCUGAGAAGAGCUUUCCCCCUCACCAGACACAGGCCCCAAGAAAAGGACGAUCAGAAAGAUUCAGCAGAAGAAACGAGGAGGUUUAAGAAGUCGCGGGCACGGGCGAGGAAGGCCCAGGCUGUGACGCUGCCCCAGAUCAGCUUGGACAAUUACUCGGUGCUGCCAGCGGGCGAAGGCGAUGAGGACAGGGAGGCAGAAAUGGACGACGAGGAGGAGGCGGCCCUGGGCUCUGACCUGGAUCUGGACUUAGGGGAUGACGGGGCAGACGGAGGUGAGCAGCCCGAUGCCUCGCUCCCCCUCCACGUGCUCCCUCUGUACUCACUGCUGGCCCCGGAGAAGCAGGCGCAGGUCUUCCAACCUCCCCCAGAGGGGACACGGCUCUGUGUCGUGGCCACCAACGUGGCCGAGACGUCCCUGACCAUCCCGGGCAUCAAGUACGUGGUGGACUGUGGGAAGGUCAAGAAGAGGCACUACGACCGUGUCACUGGCGUGUCCUCCUUCCGCGUCACCUGGGUCUCCCAGGCCUCAGCCGAUCAGCGGGCGGGCCGCGCGGGCCGGACGGAACCCGGCCACUGCUACAGACUCUACUCAUCUGCAGUUUUCGGUGACUUUGAGAAGUACCCGCCUCCUGAAAUCACCCGGAGGCCGGUGGAGGAUUUGAUCCUUCAGAUGAAAGCUCUCAACAUCGAAAAGGUCAUCAACUUCCCCUUUCCGACACCCCCCUCCGUGGAGGCCCUCAUCGCUGCUGAGGAGCUGCUGAUUGCACUGGGUGCCCUGCAGGCUCCCCCAAAAACAGAGAGGGUGAAACAGCUACAGAGGUCCCGGCUGAGCUGCCCCAUCACCGAGCUGGGCAGGACCAUGGCCACGUUCCCCGUGGCGCCACGCUAUGCCAAGAUGCUGGCGCUGAGCCGGCAACACGGCUGCCUGCCCUACGCCAUCACCAUCGUGGCUGCCAUGACUGUCCGGGAGCUGUUUGAGGAGCUGGACAGGCCAGCCGCCAGUGAUGAGGAGCUCGCCAGACUGAAGGGCAAGCGGGCCCGCGUGGCCCAGAUGAAGAGGAUCUGGGCAGGGCAAGGAGCUUCUCUGAAGCUUGGAGACCUCAUGGUGCUCCUGGGUGCCGUGGGAGCCUGCGAGUAUGCAGGCUGCUCACCCCAGUUCUGCGAGGCCAACGGACUGCGGUACAAGGCCAUGUUGGAGAUCCGGCGACUGCGGGGCCAGCUGACCACUGCAGUCAACACCAUGUGCCCUGAGGCUGGGCUCUUCGUGGACCCUAAGAUGCAGCCACCUAACGAGAACCAGGUGACCUACCUGCGGCAGAUUGUGACAGCCGGCCUGGGUGACCACCUGGCCCGCAAAGUCCAGAGCGAGGACCUGGUGGAUGACAAGUGGAAGAACGCCUACAAGACGCCCCUCCUCGACGAGCCUGUCUUCAUCCACCCCAGUUCUGUGCUCUUCAGGGAGCUCCCUGACUUUGUGGUCUACCAGGAGAUUGUGGAGACCACCAAGAUGUACAUGAAAGGCGUCUCGACCGUGGACAUGCAGUGGAUUCCGGUCCUGCUGCCUUCUUACUGCCAGUUUGACAAGCCCCUGGAGGAGCCGCCCCCUGCCUACUGCCCCGAGAAGGGGCGGAUUCUGUGUCACCGGGCCAGCGUGUUCUAUCGCGUUGGCUGGCCGCUCCCGGCCGUCCAGGUGGAUUUCCCAGAAGGCCUUGACUGCUACAAACACUUUGCCCGGGUUCUGCUGGAGGGGCAGGUCUUCCCCAAGCUGGCCUCAUACAAGGGCUGUUUGCUGUCCAGCCCCAGCACGAUGCUGAAGACAUGGGCCAGCAUGAUGGACAGAAGGAGACCUCCUGGGCAGGGCUGGCCUGGCAGUGGACUUCAAGAUGCCCCAUGUCCUGCAUCCCACCCACAGGCUGCAGCCCAGGACAGAGAGCCUCCUGAGAGCCCUUGUUGCCAAGAAAGCCAGCUGCCGAGAUGCCUUGCUGGUGGCUUGGAGCAAAAACCCCAAAUACCUGCUGGCCGAGUACCUUGAGUGGCUCCCACAAGCCAUGCACGCUGAUGUUGAGAAAGCCUGGCCGCCCACCCCUAACCACUGAUGCGGCGCCUGCCUGCGGGCCAAGGGGGCCUGGCAGCAAUCAGGGUCCGCUGUGGCCACCCUGACUCCAGACUGCACUCAGGAGAUGGGUGGAGCCCCGGGACACCCUCUUGGCUCAAUCCUGGGCACAACUUGCUGCCAUCCUGGGCAGUCCAACCCAGGGUGACUUUUUUAACUAUUUAUCACAUAAUGGAUAAUGGUUUUAUCUCCCACGCUGGUCCCGUUUUAAACAUGCUCUGUGGACUACAUUAGUCCCUUGUAGAGCAGCAGGGCCAAGGGUGAAGGCAACCGUGGACCCUUCCUCUGCUCUUCGUUCCCUGCCUGUAUGGUGCAAGCCCCUCCCCUGCCCCAGCCAGGGAGGGCCCCCAGGGCUCCAGCCGGCUCCUGUGGAGCGGGCAGGGUCAGCUCCCCGCCGGCUACAUUGCUGUGUAAUAAAUCAUAACUGACAACAGCUGUA
This is a messenger RNA of Cervus elaphus (red deer), 4118 nucleotides long. It is a transcript of the gene DHX37, whose product is annotated as DEAH-box helicase 37. Gene Ontology annotation, cellular component: intracellular anatomical structure; nucleolus. NCBI's taxonomy places the organism in Eukaryota, Metazoa, Chordata, Mammalia, Artiodactyla, Cervidae. Gene Ontology annotation, molecular function: RNA binding; ATP binding. The record is from RefSeq and is a predicted model, not a curated record. The transcript has 27 exons. Bases 110 to 3598 code for a protein of 1162 amino acids. Gene Ontology annotation, biological process: maturation of SSU-rRNA from tricistronic rRNA transcript (SSU-rRNA, 5.8S rRNA, LSU-rRNA).